This is a messenger RNA of Cotesia congregata, 663 nucleotides long. NCBI's taxonomy places the organism in Eukaryota, Metazoa, Arthropoda, Insecta, Hymenoptera, Braconidae. The record is from the annotation of a GenBank genome assembly.
AUGUCUCGAGUUCUUGUUGGAGUUAAACGAGUAAUUGAUUAUGCAGUAAAGAUUCGCGUGAAGCCAGAUAAGACUGGCGUGGUAACCGAAGGGGUUAAGCACUCCAUGAACCCGUUCGAUGAGAUAGCGAUCGAGGAGGCUGUGAGAAUGAAGGAGAAAAAAUUAGCGGACGAAGUUAUUGCCGUCAGCUGCGGGCCUGCUCAAGCCCAAGAGACUUUAAGGACAGCGCUGGCGAUGGGCGCUGACCGGGGUAUCCACGUCGAGGUCUCUGGAGCUGAGUACGAGACUCUUCAGCCUCUCCACGUCUCCAAGAUUCUGGCCAAGUUGGCCCAAGAAGAGAAGGCAGACAUUAUCGAGCAUGGAAAAGGUGAACUAACAAUCACCCGAGAAGUUGACGGUGGUCUAGAAGUAGUAAAAGUAAAAACCCCAGCAGUCCUGAGCGCAGAUUUGCGCCUGAACGAGCCUCGCUACGCAACUUUGCCGAACAUCAUGAAGGCCAAAAAGAAGCCGAUUAAAAAAGUAACUCCAAAAGAUUUGCAAGUAGACACAACAGCCAGGAUCGAAGUAGUUUCUGUUGAAGAGCCACCGGUGAGACAAGCUGGCUCCAUUCUACCCGACGUCGACGCUCUCGUCGGAAAACUCAAAGAAGCUGGUCAUGUUUAA